AUGAAAUUGAUUCGACACUCACAAUGGACAAAUGUGGAAAGAUUGGAUUUGUUGAGAAUUUGUUCGGAUGAAACUGUUGAAAAAGAUUGGUAAGCAAAAUUUUUGACUGAAAAUCGAUUUUGGCCAGUUUUUGAACAAAUAUUGAUAAAAAUCGAAUAUUUUUACAAAAUUGUUUUUUCCAGGAGAAUCCGAGCGGAUGAAAUGUCCCGACGUUAUUCAAAACUUGGAAUAUUCUUCACCGCCAAAGUUUUACAUUCAGAAUUCGAACGAAUUUUAUCAGCCCCUUGUCCUGGCAUCGAACCAAAUAUCUCCGGACAAUACUCGUAUAGUCAUAAAGUGCUCAUGGAAAAAUGGAUUGCUCAUUUUAGCAAAGUAAUCGAAGAAGAAAACAGUAAAAAAUCGGAGUUGGCGAUGGUUGAAAUUCGAAGAUGUACGAGCCUUAUUGAAAAACUAUUGGCUGAUAAAAUGAGUUUGGAAGAGAUGGGCGAUUUGUUGGAAAAAAUGAAGAUGGAGGAUCCGAAAAAAGAAGAUGAUAUUCAAUUUCGACGAGUUGUUAGCACUUAUUCCAAUAGAUUGUUGCAUGUUUGGAAAGAAACUGGAAGAACUGUUUUAAAUCCAGGAGAAAGUAUGAUGUUGCCACCGACAAUCAAAAAAGAUGAGGAGGAAGGUGGUUCUGGAUUUAUGACACCUACUUAUAAUAGGUGAGUUGAGGGAAGAUGAAAAACUAUGAGAGAAUUCCCUUCAUUAAAUUUGAGCUGAAGCAUUUAGUUCGUUAGUUUAUGUCAGUUCGAAAAAUAUGUAUUAGGUUGCCGACAUUUUGAACCAAGUAAAAUACGUUUCAAAACAAUUUUAAAUGUUUCUAAAAUAAAACGUUCCAUGAUUUAUCUUAUUUCAACAUUUCUAUCACUUCUUUUAAUUAAAAAAAAUGCUCAACAUUUUAUCAAAAAAUGCUUCAAAAUUUUUUAAAUUCAAACCGUUUCUACAAUUUUUGAUUUUUCUCACAGUUGCCUAUGAUCCCAAUAAUUUUGUUCAUUUUCUACUCAUUUUUUUCAAUAUUUAAUUUCAGUUCCGCCAUAACUGCCAUCGCUUCGCCAAUUCGAAGUGUCGCCGAAGCUAUGAAAGAUGCUGUGCCGAUUUUCGCCGAACCUAUUCCACCUCCACCAGCAGUUCACAUUCCAGCUCCAAGUGCAAGUCCUCAACAACAACAAAAAUCAGCUGAAAUUCAAGAUGUCAAAAUGGAAGAUGAUAUUUCAGUGAAAAGUGAAGGAUCGGUUCCGCCAGAUCGACCGGAUACACCCAAAAAUCAUCCGAAUCGACGAAGAGCUUCUGCGGUGCCACCAAAGGCAGAAGUUCAAGAUCCUGAAAUUUUGGCAGUUCCACAGAUUCCGCCGGUGAAAAAAUUGACUGGAAAACGACGAAGAGAACUUGUAGAAAGUGCGGAUUCGUUUGAAAUUCCAUCUGCACCAAUGACACCAAUGCCAACCGAAUGGCGAGAUCAAGAAUGUCAAACAGAAGUGUCGAUCAAAAGUGUGGUUGGAACAACAGUGUCAGCGUCGCCGCGUCGUAGCGCCGCUUCCGCGAACACCGCUGCAACGCCGUUGCGGAAGAGUUCGCGAAGAUCGGAAAAACCGGCGACACCCGCACCCACACCAACUCCUUCUGCCAAUUCGUUGAAUACAAGUGGAACAUCAUCGAAUUCGUCUGGAUUGUCACAUAGUAUUGGAUGUCAAACAUCGAGAGUGGAAUUUGAGAAAGAUGAUGUUGUAACAUUCUAUUAUGCACCUGAAAGUUUUGCAGAUAAGAUUUCAACUGAAUUGGUCAAUUUGGAGCGGAAAAAAUCAGCGGGCGGAAAAAGACAAGGAGAAGAGACGAUGAUGGUGAGUAUUUUCUCGAUUAUCCGAAUAAUUUCAAAAUUAACUUUUUUGGAAAAAAAAAGUAUAACUUCUAACAGAACAAUCAAAAGUUUCAUAAAAUAAUGUCAUAAAUAGUGUAAGAUUUGAAAAAUCCGGUUAAAGGUUUCGGUACCAAUUUUCCGCUUUUCCGGAAUGUUUUGAAAAUUUCGGUUUGAAAAUUCCAGAAAUUUACAGCUUUACCCUAUGUUUUAUAUAUUUUAAUCAACUUUUUUCCCAGGAAAUUCAAAACGAAAAAGCCGCCGACGACAAUGCUUCUGGUGACGAAUCCGCUACAACAUCACACGCGCGUCGCGGAAGUAAAUCUGAAUCUCGCCGCGAAUUGACCUACAUUGUCGACACACAAACAGCAUUGGCGCAAAAGUUGAUCGAUGAGAAAUCCUAUAAAUUGUUCCGCGAAAUUGUUGAUACGGCAACGGCAGCCGCCGCGACAGAUUCGCCAGUCGUCGCAAAACGCGCACGAAAAGAUGACAGGAAAGAUGAUUCGCGAUUUUUGUUGAAUAACAUGUUGCGAAUAUUGACAGAACAUAAAUAUUCGUCGAUUUUUAUGCAACCUGUCACUGAAAAAGAUGCGCCUGGAUAUACAAAUACAAUUAAAAUAAGAGUUGAUUUGGCGACACUAAGAAAGGAAAUUGAUUCUGGACAAGUAACGACAAGAAAUCAAUUUAUGUUGAAGUACGAUUAAUUUUUUACGAUGAAAAAAACAAUUGAUUUUUUGCAGAGCCUACACAAUGUUUGCAAAUGCAGUUAUGUUCAAUUGCACUGGACAUGAUGCAAAUACUUAUGCUAAAAAUAUGGUCAGAGAUCUUAUGACUGAUAUUUUGACUGCUGUGAGUUUUAUUUUAUUGAGGAUUUUUGAAAGGGGGAUUUUUUUACCCUUUCAUUUUUCAGAGUAGCGAAGAACGUAAAGGUGGAAUCUCGCGUCGCAGUAAAAUAAUCGACGAGGCUCGAAGUUCUCAUCGAAGUCAAUCAAUGGAACCCGAACAAAUUCCGUAUUUAGGAGUUCCCGGAAAUCAACGACAAUUAUUCAAACGAGCAGCACAAACCGCCUCGAAUAUCAUCAAAAAGAUGGCCAAAAAGUGA
Caenorhabditis angaria is the source of this 2993-nucleotide messenger RNA. The record is from the annotation of a GenBank genome assembly. Lineage: Eukaryota; Metazoa; Nematoda; Chromadorea; Rhabditida; Rhabditidae.